This is a messenger RNA of Salvelinus fontinalis (brook trout), 5732 nucleotides long. Its product is annotated as protein FAM222A-like. The transcript is spliced from 3 exons. Bases 1021 to 2616 code for a protein of 531 amino acids. NCBI's taxonomy places the organism in Eukaryota, Metazoa, Chordata, Actinopteri, Salmoniformes, Salmonidae. The record is from RefSeq and is a predicted model, not a curated record.
UUCGGCAGCUUUGCACAGGGAGAGGACCGCAUCUUGAAUAGCAGUGAGCUGCCUUAAACAUACAAAUAUUUAUUCGGACAUUAUCAAUAUUGCUUGGUAUUUAGAUCAAAGAGAAGGUCAACGCAAAGGAAUGUUUGGAACUGGGUUUGUCACCUCAAUUGGAAAUCAGAGUCUAUAAUCGGGAGGACAGACGUUUGCGAGAGGCUGUAGACAGACAUCGCCGGAGAAAGUGUAUGCCAAACGGGCUAAGGAUUUAAUAGCACCUCUUAUUUCUCACACCUGCAUUUGUUUCAAAGUAUUGGAAUCUGCACGGUUACUCUGUGCUACAGACAACGUUGAAACAUUUUGUUUAGUGGACAAAUUCAGAUUGAUUGAUUAGACUAAAUAGGUGAACCACUUUGACCUAUAUGCGUAAUUGCUUUGGGGAAUCAUUCGCAUCCAUCUAUUCUUUUGGAUUGAGAAUUUCGUUUUGUGACGUCUUUUUGGAAAUAUUCUCGGGGAAACGAGGAGAAGAAAUGACACGAUAGCGUAUCAUUUUACAGGCUAGUUUCGGAGGGCGAAAGGUUGAGUAUAAUAUGCGUUAGGUGAGACCACAGUUUAACGGGAGAGACUGACACGCAACACUCCUGGAUUUGUCAACCUGUUAUUUCCCAGGGUUUGAAUUCACGGUCAUUCAGCCCAGGAAACGAAACGCAUCAGUUACAAUAAUAUUGUUCAUUGACGGAAAGAGCAAUUAAUUUAACCAUUGGGUUUUCCAGUUUGGACUCUGAUUCACUGUCUGAAAAUGUGCAUGACACUGAAAGGGGGAGAAUAAACUGUAUUGCUGUUGAUCAACAACGGGUGGUUUUUGGAUUUUGGAGAGCUAAAUGAAACCGAUCUGAUUUAUCUCUGGACCGCAACGCUCUGAAGCAGACUACUCAUCGCCAGCUAACCUGCAUGGAGUUCUAAUCUGCACUACGAAACAAUUUAUGGUUGGCCUUGGCAGUCCCCCAGUUGUAGUUGUCUGCCCGCCCCCCUGCCAUGCUGGCCUGCCUGCAGAGGAGGCAGAACCCUCCAAUCCCAUCCUCCCAGUACCCCUUGUGCGUCAGCAAGGCCCUGGAGCCACCUCAAGCCCUCAGCCGAAAAUGUGAGCUGGUGGUUCCCAUGCAUUCUCCCCGCUACCCCAGUGUGGCUGAGCUGGAUGCCUACGCCCAGAAGAUGCAGAGCAGCCCGCUGUCCAUCAAGAUCUUCCCCACCAACAUCAGGGUCCCCCAGCACAAGCACCUUAACCGGACUGUGAAUGGCUUUGACACCACAGGUAGCCAGCGCUACAGCCCCUACCCACACCUCCACACCGGCGGCUACACAGGACUCCUGGCCAUUGUCAAUGCCUCCUCACCCUCCCCCUUUGGCCCCACUAAGGGCAUCAUCAAGAACUCGGAAGGCAGACGGACUAAGCUCUCCCCAGCCCAUAUAGCUGUGGCCCCGUACCCGCCCCCUAGCAGUAGCACUUUAGCCAAUGGCCACGGCCAGAUGGUGUACCACACGGGGUCCUCGAAGCCCCCUGAAGCCCCUGCCCUCUCCCACUCGGUGCCCCCUAACGUCACUGUGGCCGGCUCUAUGAUCCCUGUGACAGGGGGGCGAGGCCUGGCCCAGCCCCUCUCCCAGUCCAAUCUUCCCUCCAUCCAGAGCAUCAUCUAUCAGAUAAACCAGCACUGCCAGGCCCAGGCUCUGCAGCAAGUGUGCCAGGGGGCCACCUCCUCCACCGCACCUUCCACCAACCCCAGCCCCUCCAAGCAGGGUGCGGGGGGUGUCAUGGGCAUCUCCUCUGGCUCCUCAGGGGGUGGCUAUGUGGGCAGCAUUGCGCCCCAGCCUAACUUGGUGUACACAGGAGCGGGGCUGCCGCUGGCGGCCCACAGUGGCGAGGCCAUGAAGGCCGGGGUGUACUCGGACAGUAUGGACUACAUCCUAUGGCAGAAACAGCAGCAGCAACAACAACAGGCUGUGCUUCGCAUGUACAGUGGGGGCAGUGGGGGAGGAGGGGCCAUCAGUAAGUCCCCUGAAAGCUGUGGUGCCCCGGGGGGAGGGGGGAUUAUGGCCAAGGCCCAGGUGUUAUCGUCGUCCUCCUCCUCCUCCUCCAGACCCUACCACCUGACGGGGGGCGUUGGCAGCGGGGGGUGCCUGGACAAGGUCAGCUCCUCCCCUCUGAACUGCAUGGGGAUGCAUGGCAACUUCUCUGUGGGCCAGUACUUUGCCCCGCCCUGGAACAGCGUGCUGGUCACCCCUGACAGUGACUGUUACAACCCCCACCAGGAGCUCCUGAGGACCACCACAGGAGGACCAGCUACGGGGGGCCACAGGGAGAUGGGCUACCACCACCACCCCCACCACCAUCACCACUACCCCGCCAUGGACAGCGGGAGUGGGGGAGGCCUGUGCUGCAGCCUGCCCAGUAAGAGCCAGCUGUGCAACACAUCGGUGCUGAGCAGCAGCCUGCAGUCUCUGGAGUACCUGGUCAACGACAUCCACCCACCCUGCAUUAAAGAGCAGAUGCUGGGCAAAGGCUACGAGACUGUGUCGGUGCCAAGGCUGUUGGACCACCAGCAUGCCCACAUCCGCCUCCCGAUUUACAGAUAGAGUGGGGGAUAAGAGCGCGAGUGCCAGAGCUCAAGAAUUAAUGAAUGAUGCGAAAUCUGGAUUAAAGGUGAGGGACAGAGAAGAUCUUGACUUCCUGGGGAUGUACAAGUCUGUUGAGACUGGCACUGCUUGAAGCAGCUCGGGGGCUCCAGGGAGGGAAGCGAUGGUGUUAGACUGGAUCCUGUGUUGGAUGACAGGCUGGGGGGGUUCUCCCUCUCAGCCCAGAGGGAUUAUUUAUCAGUGGGGGAGAAAAUGGAUUUCAGUGGUUUUGGUUUUUAGAAGAUUCUCCAGAUGUUCCGUGGUUUAGUUUGCCAACUGGAAUUUGGGGCUGUUUUUUUUUCUUGUUUUGUUGUUGAGUUGACUAAACUUUUUCCUGAGAAUCAUAGCUUGAUAUGAAGUGCAUACAGCCACCUCUGUUCCCCCAUCCAAAUAGAAAGCCAGUGGGGUGCUGUAGUCACAUAGAAGGACCCAAAGGGCCAAGGUGUAGGGCUGCUUUCUAAACUCCAAAAGAAUAGGCACACACAUACAAACACACACACACAUACAUUUGCACACAAACACACACACAAACACGCACGCACACAAACACGCACGCACACACACAAACACGCACGCACACACACAAACACGCACGCACGCACACAAACACGCACGCACACACACAAACACGCACGCACACACACAAACACGCACGCACGCACACAAACACGCACGCACGCACACAAACACGCACGCACGCACACAAACGCACGCACGCACGCACACAAACAUGCACGCACACACACAAACACGCACGCACGCACACAAACACGCAUGCACGCACACAAACACGCACACACAAACACGCACAUACAAACACGCACACACAAACACGCACGCACACAAACACGCACGCACACAAACACGCACGCACACAAACGCACGCACACACACACGCACGCACACAAACACGCACGCACACAAACACGCACGCACACAAACACGCACGCACACAAACACGCACACAAACACGCACGCACACAAACACGCACGCACGCACGCACACAAACACGCACGCACACACGCACACAAACACGCACUCACACACGCACACAAACACGCACGCACACAAAAAGCACAAACACGCACGCACACAAAAAGCACGCACACACACACAAGCAAGCACGCACACACACACAAGCACGCACACAAACACGCACACAAACACGCACGCACACACACAAACACGCACGCACGCACGCACACAAACACGCACGCACGCACACAAACGCACGCGCGCAAACACGCACGCACGCACACAAACACGCACGCAAACACGCACGCAUGCACACACACACACAAAUACGCACACACAAACACGCACGCACGCACACAAACACACACGCGCGCACAGACACGCACAGACACGCACAGACACGCACGCAAGCAAACAAACAAACAAACAACAACCACGCACGCAAACAAACAAACAAACACGCAAACAAACACGCAAACAAACACGCAAACAAACACGCAAACAAACACGCAAACAAACAAACACACAAACAAACACACAAACAAGCACACAAAUGCACACACGCACAAACGCACACGCACAAACGCACACGCACACGCACACACACACACACACAAACGCACACACACACGCACACGCACAAACGCAUACACACCUAUAUGCAUACACACCUAUAUGCAUACACACCUAUAUGCAUACACACCUAUAUGCAUACACACCUAUAUGCAUACACACACAUACACAAUAUACUAAGAAGAAAAAUAAAAACAUGGAAUCAGUACUUUGGUAUGAUGUGCAAGAAUCACAAUAUUGAAUGAAAAAUAUAUUACAAUAUUAGUAAUUAUUGUUAUAAUUGAUACUAUAAAUUGCACUGCUUGGAGUUUAAAAACAUUGUUAACUUUGGAGGUUGGAAAUGGGUAGUUUGGAAAUGAUAUGUUGAAGAAACUUAAACUUGAAACUACUUUUGUUGUUUUCUAUAUUUGUGGGUAUAUUAUAUGCAUUGGCUGCUAUGGGGGAAAGUGUCUCAACGCUUUUUAUUGUUUCAUGUGGGGUUUAUUGGUUUAUUUUGUUAUUCCUCCUCAAACUGACGUGCAGUUUCUGAUGUUCUGGUGUAAGGCAUAGUGGCUGGCCAGAGUGCUCUCUUCUCUAACCAACACUGGAAUCUACAGUAUAUCUUCAAAACAAAACAUUUUUGCAAAAAAAAGAUUAGAAAAAUGUCACUAUUGAAGAUUAUGAUUGAGAGGUUGUCCACUAUGACCUCGUGUGUGUGUGUUAGUUUAUUUUUGUCCCCUAGACCCCCCCCCCCCCCAACAAAGAAACCCCCAGUUUAGGAAUCUGAAAAUGAGGCUGAAUCAGCUUUUUCCUAUGAGAGGGCUUUUUACUUAAUUCAGCUAAAAUGCUAUUCCUCUCUUGCCUAACUUUUAUAAGUAAGUAUGGUAGAAGUGGGAUAUUCCUUUCACUUUUGGGACGUAUCAUAUAGAAGGAGUGUGAGCCGGGACCAAAGGAGUCUGUCCAGGGUACACCGAUGUGCCCCAUACCCCGAAAAACAAGAACAAAGUGAAACAAUCAUGCCCUGUCCUCUCAGGUGAUGUGAGGUGAGACAAGGUUCACUGCUUUUUCCUAGUACGUUUCAGCCCAUGGUUGAGAUGAGUUGAGCCCGGGUCAUUCAUUGACUUUAGGAUUCAGAACAUUUAAAUAUUUAUUAUGUCUAUGAGUUUCCCUUGAAUGUGCUGCACUUAAAUUACUGAGAUGUCUAAUGCCUUUUGGGACUCGAGUGAACCCGAGAAAAAAGACAAAUAGGAUCAGUGCAGCAGUGAAGCAGUCCUCUGGGUCCAAAUUAGCAUUUCCUUUGUCAGUCAAAUUUCACUGGUAAAUUGAAUUUAUUAACUGGAGAGAGAGCUGGGCUUUGUCACGGGGAAAUGCUGGCAACAGUGGAGAUUUAUAAAGUGCAAUUAUUAUGACUGUAUUAACGUUUCUCUGAGCUUACACCAAAAAAUGUAAACUACAGUUGUGAAUACAUUCCCAAUGUUCCCCGAUCCCCAUCCUUUUCUGUUUUCAGGUGUAAAAUAAAUCUCAUUUGAGAAUAUAUUCAGAAGCCAAA